Messenger RNA from Eutrema salsugineum, 1568 nucleotides. Its product is annotated as chaperone protein dnaJ 49. Lineage: Eukaryota; Viridiplantae; Streptophyta; Magnoliopsida; Brassicales; Brassicaceae. Gene Ontology annotation, biological process: cellular response to misfolded protein. The record is from RefSeq and is a predicted model, not a curated record. The coding region runs from base 184 to 1257 and encodes 357 amino acids. Gene Ontology annotation, molecular function: Hsp70 protein binding. The transcript has a single exon. Gene Ontology annotation, cellular component: endoplasmic reticulum membrane.
UUUAGAAGGCUUUGAAAGCUCUGUGGAAGAGGGAGCCAGCCAGCAGCGAUACUUUUCAAUCGUCCACUCGAUCGGAAAAUCCUCUCAUCUCUGAUGAACUCCGAUCGGUGCGAGAAACCUUAAUCUCUCAGGGGCUUCGUCUCCCGAUUUAGUCUCAUCGGGAAACUUUGUUCCUCGUUGAAAAUGGAUGGUAACAAAGAUGACGCGUUGAAAUGUCUGAAAAUCGGCAAGGAUGCGAUGGAAGCAGGAGAUCGACCUCGCGCUCUGAAAUUUCUCGAGAAAGCUCGUCGUCUUGAUCCGAGUCUCCCGAUCGAUGAUCUCGUUUCGGAUCUGAAGCAGAAGUCGGAUAAAUCAGCGGCGGAGGAUUCGCCUGAAUCUGCCGUCAACGAGUCGCCUAAGCCGUCGGAUCGACCUUCUCUUCGUCAACGUGGAUCUUCUUCGGCUGCCGCGGGAUCGUCAUCGUCUAUGUCGUUCACGGAAGAGCAACGAACGAUCGUGAGGGAGAUAAAAUCGAAGAAGGAUUACUAUGAGAUUCUUGGAUUGGGAAAUAGCUGUUCAGUUGAAGAUUUGAGGAAGGCAUAUCGGAAACUCUCGUUGAAGGUUCAUCCCGAUAAGAACAAGGCUCCUGGAUCAGAAGAAGCUUUCAAAUCCGUCUCCAAGGCGUUUCAAUGCCUAAGCAACGAAGAAACUAGGAGAAAGUACGACAUCAGUGGUUCCGAUGAGCCUGCUUAUCAACCACGACGAUCGGCGAGAAGAAACAACGGAUUCAACGGCUUCUACGACGAUGAAUUUGACGCUGAUGAGAUUUUCAGAAGCUUCUUCGGCGGAGGAAUGUCUCCUGCUACUACUCCAUUCCGAUCAUUCAGUUUCGGCGCGGGAAAUAGAACAGGUCAUCAAGCCUCUGAUACAGGAUUCAAUCCUCGUAUGCUCCUCCAAAUGCUUCCUGUUGUGUUCAUACUACUCCUCAACUUCCUGCCUUCUCCUCAACCAAUUUACUCGCUAUCUGCAUCGUACCAGUACGAUCACAAAUUCACCACGCAUAGAGGCGUCAAUUACUUUGUGAGAUCAGCCAAUUUCGAGCAGGAAUACCCAAUUAAUAGCCCCGAGAGACAGAAUGUUGAAGCGCAAGUCGACAGAGAUUACUUGUCCGUACUGGGCCAGAAUUGCCGGUAUGAGCUUCAGAGACAACAAUGGGGGUAUGUCCGCGACACUCCACACUGUGACAUGAUGCGGAGGUUUGAUUCAGCUGCUGCAUAAACUUCCAUUCAAGUGAGAGAGACUUUAAACACCAAGUUAGUAUAUUUUAACUCCAAGAAAAACUUGAUUGGAUCUUUCUGAGGCAUAUAGAUGGUACUUACUAAUUUCUGAGAGUAUUUCGUUGAUGCCCUCAGUGAGUUUGGUUCCAAAGUCCCGACCUCAUAUACGUUGAUUACUGUUCUGUGUAUGAUGUUUAGUAUGCAACAUUAUUAUGUGUGAUUAUUUGUAUUCGGAAUAAGACUUGGUUUUGCUCUGCUCUGCAUUUUCCAGGUGUAAGGUAUAGCAAAAACUAAAUUUUUAUAUCAUCAAAA